This is a messenger RNA of Lentinula edodes (shiitake mushroom), 2361 nucleotides long. RefSeq lists its product as uncharacterized. Bases 1 to 2361 code for a protein of 786 amino acids. Lineage: Eukaryota; Fungi; Basidiomycota; Agaricomycetes; Agaricales; Omphalotaceae. The transcript is spliced from 5 exons. The record is from RefSeq and is a predicted model, not a curated record.
AUGUCUAUACAUACUUCUCCAGUUCAUGCUCUGGUACCAAGAGCUAGUACUUUGGCUCUCACCAGCGAUGCUGCGAUUGAAUACAUUCUUGCAGAUAUUCCCUUCUUUUGCAUUGGACUGGUGGCAUUCGCAUUCUUUGCCUUCAUGCUUUUUAUGAAACGCGUCACCUUGCUUUCCAUAUAUCUUUAUUCCACUGCUUUAUUUAGUUUCGUUGCCGCCGUGAUCGACCUAGCCCAACUACUUGUUCGCGGUUCCGUCAAGGUAAACAUGAACACAGGCAUAACCUCAGGCGUCACAGCCCUGAUCAACACUCGCGAAGUCGGUCUUUCCAUUGCCAUCGGACUCAGGUUCCUUUUCUUCUGGGCUUUCGUUGCUGAACGUCCACGUGGAGAACCACCUCCCACAACAGACCUGAGUGAUCCUCGAGUCUACGUCUAUCACGCCCAGAAUUCUCAUAGUGCCAGAUGGGAGCGGUGGGGUUAUUUGGGCAUUUUCCUAAAAUGGUUGAUUCUGGCUAGUGUUAUCUCGAUACCCAUCCUGCAAAUCAUCUGGAGGAUUGCGGUGAGGCACUUUGGAGUCGUGUAUAUGGUUGAAUCCACCAUAGAAAUCUUGAUCUCUGCUCUUCUUCUGUUGAAAAUGAUCCUCAACGUUUUCCUGUCGCCGGUCUCUCCGUGGUGGAAACCAUUCAGGUUCUACAUCGCACCUCUGAUUGCGCUGCUCAUCAACCUCGGCAUAGGAAUUGGAGAAUUGGUUUACUUCCUUUUCUCUGAAACAUCUCUCGGACGAUUCCUACAAGCGUUAGAGGUUUAUUUGAUGAUCAUUUUUCUUAUGCUUGUCGCCUUCUAUAAAGUUCCAGUAAGACCCAUUCGGCCAAGCGUCAGCACGUCAUAUAUGGUGGAAAAAAAACCUCAAAAUACUCAGUCCGUCGCGGAAGCCCCUGCUGUUGAUGAGCCUUCAGCCGAUAAUGACACCCAGACCAGGCUGUCGAUGGUACCACGAGUUACAUCUUGGAUAAUUCCCUCGCGGCGGCAAUCCAAUGUGGGAAGGCAGAACCGGCCAAAUACAGAAGAUGUAGAAGCUGCACUUACGCUUCCAUCAUCUCAGCCUAUCCAACAACCCAAACAACUUGAACCCCUAUCGGUACGACAGAGUCUCCAAGAAACUCGAGAUCCAGCACGACAAAGCGUUUGGGUACCUCCCCAACCCGAACCUGUGGACGAUUCCGACCUGUUCGUCAGACCUAUACCUACUCCUACCCCUGCAAUUUCAUCGUCCGUCCUCCUCCCAGAAAAAGACCAAAUGGAAAGUGGGUCCGAAAAUCGAACUUCCACUGGUGUUUCUCUCCGUUAUUAUGGAGUGGGUCACGACUCGCUCAUGUCUUAUCCAAAUCCAUCGUUCAUGGCCAACGAUGAGAGCUCGUUGAAAAGUUCUGGGACGGAUUCUCCCAUUUAUGGUCUGGAUGGGAUCGUUAAACAGCAGAAAAACCGGAACUCUGCUGGUUCAUCACUUCGACCUCCGCGGAGACCAAGUGUGAGUUCUUUCGACGAGCUGAUUCAACAGCAGGCCGAACUUGAUAGAAGUAUCGCUGCGUUGCGAUUGUUUUCCCCUCCCACGUCGUUCGCCGAGGCCGAAAAUCCGUCUGCAGGUAUACCCGAUGGCACCUCCCUUUCUACCACUAACAACCGCACAGUCAGCACACUGACCUCCUCCUCUGCUCGCAGCGAGUUUUCACUGUCUAUAUUCCCGGAUCCUCCGAUUGCUGAUUUCCCUUUGCGAGCGUCCUUUUCUACAAUGCGCGCAAAUAGAACGAAGCGGCAGUCUCGUCGUGAUUUGCCUACUUCGUUUGACAAUAUAUCAUUGGAUGUACCCUCUCUGCCAGAUACGCCAAUGCGCCUAGCGCCUGGAAGAUCGUUCGGUUCGAAUGCUACCCAGUAUGAUGUCACGUCAUUUAUUGGACAUUUGACCCGCCCUUCAGUGACCGAGGGGCUCGCGCAAUCAGAAUCGGCGAAUCAGGCGUCCUUGACAAAUGUAUCAGAGGAGGUCAAGGCUGACCCGAAAUCAGAUACCCCGGUUGCGGAGGACUUGACUCUUACUAAGGAAACCUCGUAUCCACAGCUUCGCCCGUUCUUCCUGGGAAACGUAACUACCUCCCCCGCUGUCUCGUCGCCAUUGGCAGAGGGCGCACGGGGUCCGUCUACGAUCUCUGUGGGACCUCGUAAACCUGUUCGAGGCCGGUUAGCGUUGCCAUCUAACCCUCGACCGAUAAUAAGUGCACCAAUGCAGUCUUCUCUGGAUCAGGCGCCAGGUGCGUUCGAGAGUCCUCGACCGCCUCCUUCAUUUUCGACAUCAAGUAUGGUGUAG